CCUCUCUCUCUCUCUCAGCUCUCUCUAAUCUCUCUCUCUAGAGACAGCUCGGAUGUGCAUGGAGUCCAUCGCUGUUUAUCUUUUCUAGGGUUUCCAAGGCUGUUCGGGAUGCCACACUUAUCGGAAAUGAGGCUAAAUUCAACUUCGGAAUCGUGAAAAUUUCCGGUAGGGUUUCUAUUUUGUUUGUUUGACGAAAUAAAGAGCUCCGCCGGCGAAAUUUGAAUUCGGAAAAUGCCGUCGAACAGCCGAUCGAAAUCGGAGAAGCCUGAAGCGGCGGCGAAGCAGCUCCGGCGAGACCCCUAUGAGGUCCUCGGCGUCUCCAGGAACUCCACCGACCAGGAAAUCAAGACCGCUUACCGGAAAAUGGCCCUCAAGUACCAUCCUGACAAGAAUGCAAAUGACCCUCAAGCAGCUGAUGUUUUUAAGGAAGUCACAUUUUCUUAUAACAUCUUGUCUGAUCCAGACAAACGGCGGCAAUAUGAUGCAUCUGGCUUUGAGGCUGUUGAAUCAGAAAGCCAAGAAUUGGAAUUGGAUCUUUCAAGCUUGGGGGCAGUAAAUACCAUGUUUGCUGCUCUUUUUAGUAAACUCGGGGUGCCAAUUAAAACUACUGUCUCAGCGACUGUCCUGGAGGAGGCACUAAAUGGCAUGGUCACUGUUCGUCCACUUAUAUUGGGGCAGCCUGUCACGAAAAAGGUUGAGAAGCAAUGUUGUCACUUUUAUUCUGUCGAAAUAUCUGAAAGCGAAGCACGAGCUGGUUUGGUUUGCCAAGUGCAGUCAUCUGACAGAAGCAAGUUCAAGCUGUUAUAUUUUGAUCGGGAAGACAAUGGUGGAUUGGGCCUUUGCCUACAGGAGGACAGUGCAAAAACAGGAAAGGUUACAUCUGCUGGGAUGUAUUUUCUUGGUUUUCCCGUAUAUCGGUUGGAUCAUACAUUGAACUCGAUGGCCGCUGCAAAGGAUCCCGAUUCAGCCUUCUUCAAAAAGCUGGAUGGAUUUCAGCCAUGUGAAUUGAAUGAGUUGAAAGCUGGAACCCAUGUGUUCGCUGUUUAUGGUGACAACUUUUUUAAAAGUGCAACCUACACAAUAGAAGUUCUUUCUUGUGAACCCUUUCCAGAAGAGAAGGAGAAUUUAAGGACUGUGGAAGCUCACAUACUUACAAAACGAGUAGAGUUGUCAAAAUUUGAGACAGAGUACAGAGAGGUUUUGGCACAAUUUACAGAGAUGACCAGUAGAUAUACACAAGAAAUGCAUGAGAUUGAUGAGCUUCUCAAGCAGAGGAAUGAAAUACAUGCACUGUAUACAACUGCUCCUCCAAUAAAGCGCAGUUCAAGUAGGAGUAGAAAUAGGGGUCAUUCGAAGGAGGAAAAAGAAGGUGCUCCAGUUAGAGAGAAGAAAUCUACACUCAGAGAUCGAACUAAGAAAAAGAAAUGGUUCAACAUUCACUUGAAGGUCGACAAAAGAAAACCUUGCUGACACAAGAAGUCCCGUCAGGCAGUAAAGUACGCAAAUUUUGGUUGUGCUGGUCUGGUAUCCAUUGAAGCAAAGUACAAGUCUGAGCUUUUGGUAAACCAGGGUGUCGAACAAUGAUUUGGCUUCAUUAUUGUGGCAUUGCAAAGUUUACAACAGCUCAUUGUUAUGUAAAAUUCUUUAUUUAUCUGUAUGCCCCAUGUCAUUCUUUUUUGAUCAAAUAUGCUCCAUUUAUAUCCCACUUGUUCCGUUACCUCCACGCAUUUGUACUGAUCUGUAUAUGUAAAUUAGAACGAUUUAUCUGAAAAACCAUGAAGGUUUUCUUAUCUACUCGGUUACAUUUUUUGCAUGAA
This is a messenger RNA of Argentina anserina (silverweed cinquefoil), 1817 nucleotides long. Its product is annotated as chaperone protein dnaJ 16-like. Lineage: Eukaryota; Viridiplantae; Streptophyta; Magnoliopsida; Rosales; Rosaceae. The record is from RefSeq and is a predicted model, not a curated record. Bases 232 to 1470 code for a protein of 412 amino acids. The transcript is spliced from 12 exons.